Molecule: messenger RNA, 1684 nt
Organism: Megalopta genalis
Lineage: Eukaryota; Metazoa; Arthropoda; Insecta; Hymenoptera; Halictidae
Source: RefSeq, a predicted model, not a curated record
AAAUACAUUGGGUAUCGACCUACUACACCUCUUCUGUGGUAUUAUUUGUGAAACAUUUUACAUAACAACUCUAAAAAAAUAUGUCCGGUAUUCUACACAGUAUUUCUGUUCUGUACUUAAAAAUAUUGAAAAUAUUUAUGUGAUCUCAUUUUUUAUAAUGUGAUAAUGUCGCAAUAGUAUUACAGUUUAAGUGUGUAAAUUUUGUCAAUAGAUGUGUAUAGUAAAAACGCGCGCGCGUUGGGUAUAUUAUAUAUGUGUAUAUUAUAUAUAAUGAUUAAAUUGCCGGCCGCCUUUGGAAGUUUUCAAUUGUAUGCACAUGUUUUGUAUCGUACUUUUAAAAUUUACUAGUUAUUCAGACACUUUUUAGUGCAACCAAAUAUUUUAUAUCAACAAAUUUAUGUUCUGUAUAUUCAACUUAUAACAAUUACAAAUUUGUGUAUUUUUUUAUGUAUGAAUUAGGUUAUAGGUUAUCUGUUUUGUGAUAUUUUUUACUCGGUGCCCUUGUUCGAUAAUCUCCUUAAUUAACAUUUGGUAUUAAGAGACGACGUUUGUAUGAAUCAUCAUUUAAUUAUUUCGACCUCUACAGGAAUUCAUUGAAACUACUCUUUGCUUCCACCAUGUCCACAUCAGCAUCAGUGGAUGAUCGUAUGUUGAAGGGAAUAAGAAGAAUUGUUCCAAAUUUAAACAAUGUUAAAUAUAAAGGACAGGAUGGCAGAAUUGGUAUAUUUGGUGGUAGUAUGGAAUAUACUGGUGCACCAUAUUUUGCAGCCAUGAGCGCACUUCGUACUGGAUGCGAUUUAGUGCAUAUAUUUUGCGUAAAAGAUGCAAGCAUUCCUUUGAAAUCAUUUAGUCCAGAGCCUAUUGUCCACCCAGUGUUAGAUCAAUAUGAUGCAGUUAAACAAAUAAGACCCUGGCUCGAUCGUCUGCAUGUAAUUAUUAUUGGUCCUGGUCUUGGUAGAGAUGACAAAGUAUUUAAAAUAAUUGUUGAACUGAUUGCAAUCUGUCGAGACAUGAAAAAACCAUUGGUGAUCGAUGCUGAUGGAUUAUUUUUAAUUAGUCAGAAACCUGACAUUAUAAAAGAAUAUCCAGGAGUAAUAUUGACACCAAAUGCUAUGGAAUUCAGUCGUCUAAUGAAAGGAGUGCUUGAUAAAACAGUUCAACCUUCGCCAUUAGUCAAAGCCACUGAUGUCAAACACUUGGCAGAAGCACUUGGAAAAAAUGUUACAAUUUUGCAUAAAGGAUCAAAAGAUUUAAUCGCAGAUGGACAUAAAGGUACAGAAGCAGUACCGUGUGGUUUGGCUGGUUCUGGCCGACGAUGCGGUGGGCAAGGUGAUCUACUAGUUGGAGCAUUAUCUGUGUUUUGGUGGUGGGCAAUUUGUGCAGGAAGUUGUGAAAGUUCUUUAUCAGCACCAAUAGCUGCUAGUUAUGCUGCAUCAAGAUUAGUGAGAGAAUGCAAUUCAUCUACAUAUAAGAUAAAGCAGAGAGGAAUGCUAACAUCCGACAUAUUGGAGCAAAUACAACCUGUUUUUGCAAGAAUCUUUGAAACGCAUUGUAACAAAACAUAUUCAUUCAAUGGGAGAAGUCGAACACGGAGCACUGAUUCCUGAAUUGUGCUCAUUCUCAUAUUUCCAUUUUUACAAACAGAGUUACAGGAACGUUUUCAUUUUCAUCUGUUGAUACAUUC